CAGAUUCGCCAGUGAGUUCCAUAACGUCACGUCAAAAAGUGCAACAAAUAUUUCUACCACCGUUUACUAUGUAAAGAUAAUGUAGGUAUAGUUUAUUCAAACAAGGCCUUUAGGGUAUAAUUAUAUUUAAUGUCAGUGAAUGAGUUGGAUGAUUGUUAUUGGUGGUGCGAUUAUUGGACCAAGAGGUAUUGAGACAAUUGGAGUAUAGCAAACAGCACACAAAAUGACAAUUGCUGCAAGAGGCCAAGGAGUAGGCAUAGACCCUCCUGACAGCCAGCAAAGUACACAGAUGCACAGUCCACCGGGUCCUCAACAAUUAGCUGACACAAUGUCAGGACUUCAACUCACGGAGAAUGUGGUACAAACAGAAUGCACCAAUGAUACCUUAACUUCAGUAGAGGAUAGUAAUCAACUUCAGGGGGAGCCUGACUUUCCCAUCGCGAAACUCAAUAUUCUUCAUGAAAAAAUAUCUAGUCCACGUUGGAUUGUACCAGUUCUGCCAGAACAAGAGUUAGAGUGCCUGUUACAAGCCAGUAUUGAUCUUUGUAAAAAAGGAAUUGAUGUACAAAGCGAAGCGUGUCAGCGCUUUUUUCGAGAAGGACUCACAAUUUCUUUUACCAAAAUAUUGACUGAUGAUGCAGUAGGUGGUUGGAAGUUAAAUAUUCAAUGUUGUAUUAACGCGAACUGCGAACGGUUGGUGGAACUAUGUGUCCUGAAACUGGAUGAGGACUGGUUUCCUCUUCUCGAGUUGCUGGCAAUGGUUUUUAAUCCUAGUAAUAAAUUUCACACAUUUAAUGCUGCCAGGGUUUCACAAACUGUUCCUCCUGGUAGCGAUAUUCCUGAUGAAGAACUUUAUGCACGGCCACCCGUUGAUUCAAGAAGUACUCGUGGUUGGUUGGUGGAUCUCAUAAAUAGGUUUGGAAAUCUUAACGGAUUCGAGAUAUUGCUCUCUAGAUUUCAGAGCGGCCGAAAUUUAACAAUACCAGUUAUUCAUGCAUUAAUCCGACCCUUCGGUUUAUGUUAUGAACUACUUACUGUUGACACAAUAGUUAAAUAUUUAAUGCCUAUCGUGGAAAUGGUGCCUGUAAUAUUGAAUAAUUUGACUGACGAAGAAUUAAAGAAAGAAGCGAAGAACGAAUCAAAAAAUGAUGCGAUAUCAUCCAUAAUCAAAUCCGCCAAGUGUCUAGUGUCGCGGGUGCCGUUGCAGGACGAGAUGAUUAAAAACUUGGAAAUUCUGAGACUGAAGAUGAUAUUGAGACUCUUACAAAUUUCUUCGUUCAACGGAAAGAUGAAUGCUUUAAAUGAAGUGAACAAAGUAAUUACCACUGUUAGUUUCUAUCAGCAUCGUAACGCGAUUGUCGAAGAGGACGAGUGGCUUACUGCGGAACGUAUGGCUAAAUGGAUAAAAGAGAACGGUGUGUUAGAAAUCGUGUUAAGAGAUUCGUUACAUCAACCUCAGUACGUUGAAAAGUUGGAAAAGAUUUUACGCUUUAUUAUAAAAGAACGAGCCUUGACUUUAGAUGAUUUGGACGCUGUUUGGGCGGCUCAGGCAGAGAAACACGAGGCAAUCGAGAAAAAUGUUCACGAUUUACUAGCCAAACUCGCUUGGGAUUUUAGCCCUGAACAACUCGAUCAUUUGUUCGAAUGUUUUCAGAUGAGCUGGAAGACUGCGAAUAAGAAACAAAGAGAAAAGUUAUUAGAAUUAAUCAGGAGAUUAGCAGAAGAUGAUAAGGACGGAGUAAUGGCGCAUAAGGUUUUAACUCUGUUUUGGAAUUUGGCUCAUUCCGACGAGGUGCCUACAGAGAUCAUGGAUCAAGCGUUAACUGCUCACGUGAAGAUUCUCGAUUACUCGUGCUCACAAGAGAGGGACGCUCAAAAGACAAUUUGGCUGGACAAGUGCGUGGAAGAAUUGAAGAACGGCGAUAAGUGGGUGUUACCGGCUUUAAAACAAUUCCGAGAAAUAUGUUGCCUUUACGAACCAAAUCCUAGCAUAGGUCACGGUCAACGGGGUCAUCAUUAUAGGCAAGAUGUCAUACAACGACUUCAAACAGAACAUACGAUAGUAAUACUCGUGGCAAACAGUUUAACGAACUAUAUGAGCAAAACGCGGCAAUUAGUCAAAGAGAAUCCGGACAUUGAUCCGAACACUUACAUGUCCGACGGUCGAUACAAUCACAUUAUGCAAGUGCAGGAAAGGCUUAAUUUCCUACGUUUCUUAUUGAAAGACGGUCAAUUAUGGUUAUGCGAGGAUCAAGCUGUACAGAUCUGGCAAUGCUUGGCAGAACAGGGCGUGUUUGUAUCAGACCGAGAAGCUUGCUUCAAAUGGUUCUCGAAAUUAAUGGGCGACGAACCAGACCUCGAUCCGGCAAUAAACAAAGAUUUCUUCCAAAACAAUAUAUUACAACUGGAUCCAACGUUGCUCACGGAAAGUGGUAUCAAGUGUUACGAGCGAUUCUUCAAAGCCGUUAAUUCGAAAGAAGGGAAAUUGAAAUUGAAGAGAAGAACGUUUUUUAUGGAUGACGUUGACCUAAUCGGUACAGAUUAUUUAUGGAGAGUAGUGACUAAUAGUCCCGAAGAGAUUGCGAAUCGAGCCAUAGAACUUUUAAAGGAAGUCAACACUAAUUUAGGACCACGACUUCACUCGUCGGUUCUGGCGUUUCAUGUAACGUACAUAGGGGAAUGCAUGGACAGAUUGAAAGCACAUUACGACACCGUCUCGGUUUUGAGUAAAGUCUACCUCGAGGGAAAAGAGGAACGGGAAGAACAAAUGUCGAAUAAGAUUAAAAUGGAGGCUAUGAAAAUGUGUCGUGUGAUGAAGGUGUUGCAAGAGUAUAUAAACGAGUGUGAUUCGGCGUUUCCCUUGGAGCGGAGAAUAUUACCAUUGCAUAGAGCAGUUCGUGGGAAGCAUCUGUCUCUUAUCAUUCGUUUUGCAAAUCCUGGUCUUAAUGUAGAUGACAUAGAUAUAUUCACGCAUAGUAACGACACAUUGGGAUCACUGAGACGACAAAUAUUGCGCAGGAUUAAAGCGAACGGCUCGAACGUGAAGCUCGACUUAUUUCUUAAUGGAGAGUCCUUGGAUCCAGCAGAUGACAGGAAGCUACUUUCUCAAACUCCGUUGAGAGAUAAAAUGUUGUUAUCUGCAAAAUUAAGUCAAGUAAACAGCAACAUGCCAAGCUCACCGGAUAGUAGUUCCGAUAGUUCUACUAGUUCUUCCCAUCAACCGUACGAUGGGUCAAACGUAGAGGCAGAAAAUAGCUUACCGGGUGUGGUCAUAUCGCAAAGAUCGCAGUAUGCUACGUUUUUCUUUCAAUUGGCCGAUCUGGGAUGUACACUUCAACACGCGCAGUUACGCGAUGGCGCACGAAACCUUUUGCAAUUGGUGCCACCGGAUACCCUUACUGUGUCACGGUUGCAGUGGCUAUUCGGUGACUGUAAAAAGGACGAUAAUGUAGAUACUGCUCUUUGUAAUGAACAAAACACUACAGUAGAUUCUUUAUUUUUUACUGCAAGUCCUAGCCAAGUUUUAUACAAUUUAGAGGUUUUAUAUAGUCUGUUAAUGCCGGCUCUGGAUCCAAUGUCCGAGAGAGCGUUUGAGUUUCAGUGCAAUUUCAUCAAGAGCGGUGAAGCCGAAGUGAUUCUGGAGAUGUUAACGAAAAACAAGUUCUUACCAAACGCCGACGAGACUACCAAACGGGCAGCCUAUCUGACCGUGUUAAAGUUAUGUAAACUGUUGCUGACCGUGGUGGGCAACGUCAUGGCCUGUGUGCUGGACGAAGUGCAAGCGGGGAUAUCGGAAAACCAAGAGAAUCACGUUCAAAGUAAUUGGACCCCGAUGGCGGUGUUGAAGCAAGCGUUGCAGAGCGUACCGAAUCAGAACACGGAGUGCAUGUUGCGUAGCAUAGCGGCGAAAUUGGCGCAACAUUUAGCGCGUUUUGUGCUGUGCGGACGAACCGAAUCCGACACGUGUAUGCAGCUCUAUAUGCAAACCUUGUCGUGGGAGCUACCGAUAAUGGAUGUAGCGACCAUUCGUGCCAUAAUUAGGCUAGCAUGGGCGGCCUCCACGGGCAGCCUGAAUAACAUAAACGCUUCUGUCGAGAUGCUUCACAAGCUACACGAAACGAACGAUAAGGAGCCGUUGAAUAAUCCCGACAACAACGACGUGUUGGUCUGCAAAGAGGCAUUGGAAGUACUAACGAUCGCGUUGGUACUAAACCAGAGCGCAUUGGCGUCAUUGCCCAGGGACAAAAUGUGGCACACGUUUCUGAUCGACCUUGUACUGCUGAGCCCUUCGAGAAUGAUCCGAAUGACAUCCGCCGAACAGUUUUUUCUAAUAUCGACAUGGUACAGCCUCGAUCAUCAGUAUUCGGUGUUCGCCAUCACGCUGCUCUUCAGUGUUUUAGACACCACCGUUAUGGAGCACGCGAAACAAAGCCACGAGUACUUCCAAUUGUUGUGCAGAUUGUUGAAUUUCGCGCAUAUGUCGGAAUGCCCGCUUGUAACAGCCGAGGGAUUGCUAAACCUUGAGAUAGCUUGGUUGAAACAGGUACGGGACUGUGUGAAAGAGAUCGGAGAGAGCCAAGUGGAGGAGGCUGUUCUCGAGGGUCAUCUCAGUCUAACGAAAGAAUUGUUGGCGUUUCUGCCGGCCAGUAAGAAGUUCGAGCUCGGCUCCGACGAGGAGCACGGAGCGAAUCUGGUCAAAGAACUGGUCGAGGAUUUUGUAUUUCCCGCGUCACGUCUGAUGCUUCAACUUCGUAGCACGGGCGAAUUAAGUGCCUCGCAAGCGAGCCCAGUAUGCACGACCCCGCAGUCGACCAGCGCGGCGUUUGAUUUACUUGUAGGUCUUUGUAUAGGCUGUGUACCCAACAUGAAACUUCUAGUCACAAUGCUCACUGACAUGUUCUACUCGGAGAGAGACGAACCGCUAUCAGAAUGGGAUUACCUGCCGCCGGUCGGACUCAGGCCGUUGAAGGGGUUCGUGGGCUUGAAGAACGCGGGCGCGACUUGCUACAUGAACUCAGUAUUACAACAAUUGUACAUGGUCGAAAGUAUAAGGGUCGGUCUGCUCGCCGCGGAGGGCGCGGCGACGGACUUGAACGAGGACUUCUCCGGCGAGGAACGAAUCGAGGGAGAGCAAACAAUCGAGACGAACGACAACGAUACGAACGAGGAGAAAUGCGGAGCUGACGAAUCCCGGAAGGAAUAUAAUAUCGGGAUCUUGAAACAAGUACAAGCGAUCUUCGGCCAUCUGGCUUACAGCAAACUGCAAUAUUACAUACCUAGAGGCCUCUGGAAGCACUUCAAGCUUCAAGGUGAACCUGUAAAUCUUAGGGAACAACAAGACGCAGUAGAGUUUUUCAUGAGCCUAGUGGAAAGCUUAGACGAGGCACUCAAAGCUUUAGGACACGGACAAAUAAUGAGCAGGAUUCUUGGUGGUUCAUAUAGUGACCAGAAAAUCUGCAAAGGUUGCCCUCAUAGAUAUUCCAAGGAGGAGCCGUUCAGUUUGAUAAGCGUGGAUAUCAGAAAUCACAGUAACUUAUUGGACUCCCUCGAACAGUACGUGAAAGGAGAAUUACUGGAAGGCGCAGACGCUUAUCACUGUGACAAGUGUAAUAAAAAGGUUGUUACCGUGAAAAGGUUAUGCGUGAAGAAGUUACCACCAGUGUUAGCGAUUCAGUUGAAAAGAUUUGAAUAUGACUUCGAAAGGGAUUGCGCCAUCAAGUUCAACGAUUACUUCGAAUUUCCAAGAGACUUGGACAUGGAACCUUACACUGUUUCCGGACUGGCUAAAGUGGAGGGAGAAGUAAUAGACUGUGAUUAUGAGGAGUCGAUGAAAGCAACUUGUACUAAAUACCAACUGACCGGCAUUGUAGUGCACAGCGGUCAGGCUAGCGGUGGCCAUUACUAUUCUUAUAUUUUACACAGACAAAACGAUGGUGUCGCGAAGUGGUAUAAAUUCGACGACGGUGACGUCACGGAAUGUAAAAUGGAGGAAGAGGAAGAAAUGAAAUCUCAGUGCUUCGGCGGUGACUACUUGGGAGAGGUGUUUGACCAUAUGCUCAAACGUAUGAGUUACAGGAAACAGAAACGAUGGUGGAACGCCUAUAUGUUAUUUUACACCAGACUAGACGUAGAGGAAAAUUCUUUAAUGAAAAGUGUUAACGAACUAUCAUUGUAUACGAAACUAGGAGUUAUGAAAAUGCCCCCGGCCAUUGAAUAUAGCGUCAGGAAGCAAAAUAUAAAGUUUAUGCAUAAUCGGAAUCAGUUUAGCGCAGAGUAUUUUCAAUUUAUUAAGAAACUUGUGUCCUGUAAUCCUCAUAAUAUCAAUAGACAACAUAUGAACGAAAAACUUAGUCCUGAACAGGAAGAACUUGCGAUGUUGUCUGUUCAAUUAGCAUCGAGAUUCCUGUUUUAUACAGGUUUCCAUACCAAAAAGACGUUGCGCGGCAAUGCUACGGAUUGGUACGACAUCGUGUGCCAUCAUCUGCGCAGUAGUAAAUCCGUACGAUCCUGGUUCGCUCACAAUGUACUAUUCAAUCACCCGCAUAGAUUUUGCGAGUACCUUUUGAGCUGUCCCAGUUCAGAGGUUCGAACAGCUUUUCUCAAAAUUUUGGUAUUUCUUGCACACGUUUCCCUUCAGGAUGGCCCAUGCGUGCCACCUAGCUUAAACGCACCAACCAUACUUUUGGACCCAACGGCGACGCUCAGUGAUCACUUAUUACACGCUGUUCUUUCUUUACUUCAUCGAGAAAUUUCUGAUCACGGGCGUCAUCUGCCACAUUACUUUUCUCUGUUCUAUACAUACGCGUCACUUGGUCUAGCUGAAAAGGCUCAGUUGCUUAAGUUGAAUGUCCCAGUUACGUUUAUGUUGGUCGCAAACGACGAAGGUCCCGGCCCCACAAUCAAAUAUCAAUACCCAGAACUAACGAAAUUGCACCAAGUAGUCAGUAUGCUGAUACGUUGCUGUGACGUAUCCUCAAAAGCACUCUCGAGUCACGCACAGUCUGGCGAGGCGCCUCUACCGAAUCCGCACGGUGAUCCAGCGUGUCAGAAUGAAUACGUGAUGAUUAUUCAACCGCAGGCAGCAGAUAUACUUUUUGUCAAGAACAGUUACAUGAAGAAGCUGAUCGAAGACGCCGACGUAAACGUCACCGAGGAUACGGUGAAAUUACUUCAAUAUUGUUGUUGGGAAAAUCCACACUUGUCGCGGACAGUGCUCAGCGAACUAUUGUGGCAAAUCGGAUUUUCGUUUACACACGAGCUGAAACAUCACACGGAUCUGUUGCUGGCCAUGCUUCUUAUGGAGGAUUCAUGGCAGACGCAUCGCGUUCACAAUGCGCUCAAAGGUGUACCAGAUGAAAGGGAAGGUUUAUUCGAGAUAAUACUGAGAAGCAAACACCAUUACCAAAAGAGAGCCUAUCAGUGCAUUAAAUGUAUGGUGCACCUUUUCAGUAAGUGUAGACCAGCGCAUCAGCUGUUACAUCACAGUCCCGAGCUAAAGAGGAAGUGGAUACAUGCUAUUGACUGGCUGCACGAAGAACUCGAAAAGAGACCGUACGCAUCUGCGGCCCCGUACACUCAUGCGUUCAGUAACUGGUCUCCGCCCGCACAAUCCAACGAUUCUACGAACGGUUACGUUCUGGAGCGUAGCAACAGUGCGCGAAAAACUCUGGAGAGAGCCUGCGAACUUUGUCCCGACGUCGAACAAGAGGUGGAGGACGCGAGCGAGGAUUGCGCAGAAGAAGCCGACAAGUAUCAGGCACAGAAUAGGGAUGCACUACGGCCAGAGCGCAAUCUACCAAUUGCGUCUUUCCAUUCACAAAGGGCAUUUCGGCGUGCAAUGCGAACCAUAGAACCGCAGCCCGGACCGUCUCCAGUUCACGCUCCUUUUUUAGCCUACCAGUUGCAUAGUCCAGAGAACUGUGAGUCAUCGCAAAACACCAGCCGGGAUCCAUAAUGAACCCUAACCGCGGACGUUCCGGCCAAGUUGCUGUCCCGGUGAAACGGUAUUAAGCCGCGUCGAUGUAACUGCGCCGGCAGCUUGGCGCCGAACGAUAGAGGCACCUGUACAGAUCUAAACUAAACGCAAAAAAAAAAAAACAAGCAAAAACAAAAACGGAGAAUCCGUUCGUUUUCUCCGCGGAAAAACUGGUACUCUCUCGCGAAUAUUCACGCAUUUUGCAAUUCUGUCGAGUCCUUUUAUACCCCUGUUGUGUGGGGGGCGGUUCACGAUUCUCAGUUAGAAACGGACGACACACACCACGAUGCGUGGGAGGUUGCCAGCCACGUUUUUGCGGCGUCGAAAAGAAAAACAAAACGAAAAAAAAAACAAAAUGCAAAAAAAGAGAGAACGACGAUAGAGAAACCAGAGAGAGAGAACGCCAGGUGAAUAUACGAUUAAAAGAAACAGAAUUUCUAUGUAUUGGUUGAGAGGCAACCCAGUGGUGUGUCCUCGUCUAUGGUUUUUUUUUCUUUCUUACGCUUAAAACACGUUCCGCGCAAUUCUUCGUUCCCGUGCGUCCACGAUCGGUGGUUCUCGGGCACAGACGACGUUUACACCGUACUUCUUUGCAUGGGAUGAAAUCGGCCGGAUAUAUACGGGGGGCGUUGACUAGAAACGAGAGAGGGGGGGAACAACGAGAACAGGAAAGGGAGAACACGAUUUCGGGAGU
This is a messenger RNA of Dufourea novaeangliae, 8669 nucleotides long. It is a transcript of the gene faf, whose product is annotated as probable ubiquitin carboxyl-terminal hydrolase FAF-X. NCBI's taxonomy places the organism in Eukaryota, Metazoa, Arthropoda, Insecta, Hymenoptera, Halictidae. Gene Ontology annotation, biological process: cell migration; protein deubiquitination. The record is from RefSeq and is a predicted model, not a curated record. Gene Ontology annotation, molecular function: cysteine-type endopeptidase activity; cysteine-type deubiquitinase activity. Bases 224 to 7954 code for a protein of 2576 amino acids. Gene Ontology annotation, cellular component: cytosol; nucleus. The transcript is spliced from 30 exons.